Messenger RNA from Neolamprologus brichardi, 1554 nucleotides. The record is from RefSeq and is a predicted model, not a curated record. NCBI's taxonomy places the organism in Eukaryota, Metazoa, Chordata, Actinopteri, Cichliformes, Cichlidae.
AUGGGUGUAGAUGUGUCUGUUACACAGGGUCUAAGUGAAAAGGUGUCCAAGUGCUGUGACCUGAAGGCGUACAACCCAGUCAAUGAAAUAUGCUGUCAAUCAACCAUCGUAGCAAAACCUUCACCAAUGGCUGAAUGCUGUGGUAAAGAGCCUUAUGAUAAGGACAAGCAGUUGUGCUGUGGUCCGAAUGAGAGCAAGAUGAUUCUGAUGAGGAAUUCCAGUCACCACCAGUGUUGUGGUCACAACCAGUAUGACACAGAGAAUCAGUGCUGCUGUUCAAAUGAGGAAAGCGUGGAGAUACAAUCGAAGGAUUCAUUCUGUUGUUUCAAGGACUUUGGUGUAUCUGCAGGUCAAAGCAAGUCCAAGGUGGAAAACCAAGUCUGCUGUGAUGGCUGUGCAUCUGUGCAGAAGCCUUGGAUCAAUCAAUGCUGUGGGGACACACCGUUUGGCUCAGCACAACGUGGAGUUCUCUGUUGUAAUAAGACCUUGUACGAGAACAGAGAUGAUGGAGAUGAAUGUUCAGAGACGGGUAUUCCUUAUGACCCGACUAAAGGGACCAUAUGUUGCUCUCAGUUUCAUGGCAGCCCGGGACAACACUGCUGUGGGACAGAAAUUUACCAGCCUGAUGCUGAGAUCUGCUGUAACGGACACAGACAUUCCAGAUCGGAAAAUAUUCACUGCUGUGGGAUUAAAGCCUACAACAUUAAAGACCCACAGAUGAAGUGCUGUGCAGGAACACUGUACAAUCUGACACUGUUAGAUGAGCAUGGACAGGAUGCACAGUGUUGCGGAUCCCUUCUGCAAAAAACACUGUCUUUUUAAAACCAGGACAUUUGCUGCUCAAGUGAGGACAGAGAAGUGCUAUACUCUGCUAAAACGGGAUUCAGAUGCUGUGGUCACCUCUACUUCAACACCACCCUGUGGUCAUGCUGUGCUGAGCGGCUGAGAUCAAUCCAUGAACCAGGACAGGAUCGGAGAAAGAUGAAUAAUGAAUCCAGACUUCAAUCAGUGAAUAAUAUGAACAAAACUGAUCUUUGCAAAAAAAUGCGCAUCGGGACGGUGGAAAGUGUGUCUCUGCAUAGCAUUGUGUUCAAGAGCGUGCUGAAGAUCCGUGGAAAGAAGGCCAAAGUGAAAGCGUUGCCUUUCCCUUAUAUCUUGAAAACAGAUGAUCACUGCAGCUCACCCAAACUGAUUCCUGGGAAGACCUACUUCUUUAACAAAGUUAAUGUUUUCACCGAUUCCAACCAUGACACUGUUCUUCAGUCAGUCCACUUCAUUUUUUCUAAGUGUUCACCUUAGAUCACCAGUCACUGAUGGAUACAUAUUACUUCUUACUCACACACUGAUUUACAUUUUUUCACAACAGCUAUUACAGAGAUGCGUUGUCACAUAACGGUCUGUUACCCCUAAAACAAUCAACCGUAAAGGUACUCAUCAUCAUAAAAAAAUUAAACCUGACAUUUUACCAGCAAUACCAGCAGCAAAGUUGGUGAAAACCAACCCAAAGAGAUCUUUUCAGUUCAUCAUUGCUUUUCUUACUCAUUCAGGCACAAA